Messenger RNA from Halichondria panicea, 1370 nucleotides. RefSeq names its product glutathione S-transferase LANCL1-like. The record is from RefSeq and is a predicted model, not a curated record. NCBI's taxonomy places the organism in Eukaryota, Metazoa, Porifera, Demospongiae, Suberitida, Halichondriidae. The transcript is spliced from 7 exons. Bases 52 to 1290 code for a protein of 412 amino acids. Gene Ontology annotation, cellular component: plasma membrane. Gene Ontology annotation, biological process: carbohydrate metabolic process; peptide modification.
CCGAGAUUGCUUCAAUUCAAGGCCGCACUACCUGCUUCAAAACAAAUAUUAAUGGCUGGAAGAAAAGCUAAGAAAGUGAAUCUUUCAGAGGAUUUGCGUUGCUUUGAGAACCCCUACCUGAGUGAUGCAGCUUGCAACCACCCUGGAGCAGCCGUGGGGAAGCUAUCUGCUGAGUUGGUGGCAAGGUUGGAGCACAACAUUGCUGCUAAUAUUGCAGCUAUUGAUGAUAAUUGCCUCAGUCAAUCAACCCGAGACCACACUGUAUACACUGGGACAGCUGGUAUAGCGUUGCUGCACUAUCAUCUGGCCCUCACUGUGUACAAGUCAGACCCACUGCCACAGCUGGAGAUAGCAGAGAGAUUGUUGGAGUCAGCAUUGGCAGCUCUGGAUGAUCGACGCUACACGUUCUUGUGUGGGGCCAGUGGUCCACUAGCUAUUGCUGCACUAGUUCAUCACAAGUUACAGCAUGCUAGCCUAUCAGGACAAUACAUAGCCGCAUUACAAGAUCUAUACUCAAAGGCUAAACCCAGCCUGUCUGAUCAUCCUAGUGAGCUACUGUAUGGUCAUGCUGGACUACUAUAUUCAAUGCUACUAGUUAACAAAACACUUCCUGGCUCAUUUGAAGACGCUGUGAUUGCUGAUCUGGUGGAGGCUAUUCUGAGUAGUGGUCUCUUGGGAAAGGAGGAAGCAUUCAACUGUCCAAUGAUGUUCACUUGGCACCAUCGCCAUUAUCUUGGAGCAGCGCAUGGCCUGGCUGGUAUCUUAACGCUGCUGUUACAAGUACCUGUGGAGAGGAUUCAACCUCGUAUACACUCUCUAGUGAAGCCAUGUGUGGACUUCCUGCUCUCUGUGAGAUAUCCCUCUGGUAAUCUACCCUCUUCCUUGGAGAGCAGUAAUCAUGAUGUAUUAGUACACUGGUGUCAUGGUGCUCCUGGGGCGGUCCAUCUGUUCGGCCUGGCUUACAAGGUGUUUGGGGAUGAGGUGUACCUAAAGGCUGCCCUGGACUGUGGAGAGGUGGUGUGGAGGAGAGGUCUACUCAGGAAGGGCUAUGGCCUGUGUCACGGUGUUGCAGGAAAUGCCUACACCUUUAUACAACUGUUCAAGGUGACGGGAGACAAGCAUCACUUGGAGAGGGUCAUUAAGUUCACAGAGUGGUGUUUGACAGCUAGUGAGAGAGCCACUCCUGACACACUCUUCUCCUUGUUUGAAGGGCUGGCUGGAACAACCUUAUUCUAUUGUGAUGUGCUGACCAGCCUCCACUCUGCUGUCUUCCCUACUCUGGAACUAUAAACACUAACUUUCACUUUUAGCUUUAAUUUCAAGCUCCAAUUCACAUGCAAUGUCCAUUGUAGUGAACAAUAAUUAUAAUG